AUGCCGCAGGCGGGCACCCACCCGCGCUCCCGGGGCACGGCGCUGCUGGCCCUGUCGCUGGUGCUGGCGGGGUCCCUGGGCGGCGGGCAGCACUACGACUACUACGGCUGGCAGCCCGAGAGCCUGCCCCACGGGCGCUUCUACGGGCGGGAGCCGCAGUGCCUCGACAUCCCGGCCGACAUGCAGCUCUGCCGCGACGUGGGCUACAAGCGCAUGCGGCUGCCCAACCUGCUGGAGCACGAGACCAUGGCCGAAGCCAAGCAGCAGGCCGGCAGCUGGGUGCCCCUGCUCGCCAAGCAGUGCCACACCGACACCCAGCUCUUCCUCUGCUCCCUCUUCGCCCCCGUGUGCCUUGACCGGCCCGUGUAUCCCUGCCGCUCCCUCUGCGAGGUGGUACGGGACUCCUGUGCCCCCGUCAUGGAGUCCUAUGGCUUCCCCUGGCCUGAGAUGCUGCACUGUGGCAAGUUCCCCUCUGACCACGAGCUCUGCAUCGCCGUCCAGUUUGGGAACAGCAAAGCCACGCCGCCGCCAGUGUCCAAGAUCUGCACCCAGUGUGAGAUGGAGCACAAGGCGGAUGGCAUGAUGGAGCAGAUGUGCUCCAGUGACUUUGUGGUGAAAAUGCGCAUCAAGGAGGUGACGGAGGAGAACGGGGAGCGCCGGCUGGUGGCUGCCCAGAAGAAGAAGGUGCUGAAACUGGGCCCGCUGAAGCGCAAGGACACCAAGAAGAUGGUGCUGCACAUGAGGAACGCGGGUACCUGCCCCUGCCCCCAGCUCGACAGCCUCAGCGGCAGCUUCCUGGUCAUGGGCCGCAAGGUGGGCGGCCGCCUGCUCCUCCUGGCCAUCUACCCCUGGCAGAAGCACAACAAGGAGAUGAAGUUUGCAGUCAAGUUCAUGUUCUCCUACCCCUGCCCGCUCUACCAUCCCCUGCUCUAUGGGGCUGGGCAGCACUAG
This is a messenger RNA of Agelaius phoeniceus (red-winged blackbird), 951 nucleotides long. It is a transcript of the gene SFRP5, whose product is annotated as secreted frizzled related protein 5. Lineage: Eukaryota; Metazoa; Chordata; Aves; Passeriformes; Icteridae. Gene Ontology annotation, molecular function: Wnt-protein binding. The record is from RefSeq and is a predicted model, not a curated record. Gene Ontology annotation, biological process: canonical Wnt signaling pathway; non-canonical Wnt signaling pathway.